Olea europaea var. sylvestris is the source of this 1421-nucleotide messenger RNA. RefSeq names its product FAD synthetase 1, chloroplastic-like. Gene Ontology annotation, cellular component: endoplasmic reticulum. The transcript is spliced from 5 exons. The record is from RefSeq and is a predicted model, not a curated record. Lineage: Eukaryota; Viridiplantae; Streptophyta; Magnoliopsida; Lamiales; Oleaceae. Gene Ontology annotation, biological process: C-terminal protein methylation; riboflavin biosynthetic process. The coding region runs from base 37 to 1194 and encodes 385 amino acids. Gene Ontology annotation, molecular function: FMN adenylyltransferase activity; protein C-terminal S-isoprenylcysteine carboxyl O-methyltransferase activity.
UAUUAUGUCAUCCUCUUCAACCCAAACUAGUGAAUAAUGUUGGGUGGGUCUCGUAGUAUAUCCCAGCACUUGCGAGAUUACCACUGCAAUCCUCGCCAAUUCGGGGUUUAUACCGAUUAUACAAAACCAUUUUUGGGUUUAUUGCCUUUCUCCUUUUCCCCUUCCUCCAAAAGAUUUUUCAGACUAAGAUUAUUCAACAUCAAUUCUUCCUAUUCUUCUACUACCAAUAAUAAUGAUGAAUUCUUCCGAGUAUCUUUUGUUAAUAAUGACAAUUGCGUUACAAAUACAGUUCCGAGUUCCCUCCUUUCCGACGUUUUGAGCCCUAUGGAUGAUGAUCAGGAGCCUCCAUCUGAAGGAUUAUCCAUAGUAGCAGGAGGGAUAGUAGCUUUGGGGAAGUUCGAUGCCCUGCACAUUGGUCAUCGGGAACUUGCAAUCCAAGCAGCAAAAAUUGGAGUUCCAUUUCUUUUAGCCUUUGUUGGAAUGGCAGAGAUACUUGGGUGGGAACCUAGGGCUCCGAUAGUUGCCAAAUGCGAUAGAAAACGGGUUCUUUCCUCUUGGGCUCCACACUGUGGUAAUGUCACACCCAGGGAAUUCGAGGUUGAGUUUUCAAAAGUUCGACAUCUUACUCCACGACAAUUUGUUGAGAAAUUAGCAAAGGAGCUCAGAGUACACGGUGUUGUGGCAGGUCAAAACUACCGUUUUGGAUACAGAGCUGCUGGUGAUGCACGGGACCUAGUGCAAUUAUGCAAGGAGUAUGGCAUUGGUGCUUACAUCAUAAAUCCCGUCAUGGACAAGAAUCAAGAUUCUGCAAACAUCAACUCUCGCAGUUCAAAGGAGCAAGGCCAAGUAUCAUCUACUCGAGUGCGUCAUGCACUUUCCAAAGGAGACAUGAAAUAUGUCUCAGAGCUGUUGGGACGCCAUCAUCGUCUUAUGGUGAUGCUUAAGAACAAGGGAAAGGUUAGUAGUGAUAGAAAGAGGUUGUCAGCACCUAGGUCUUGUUUAUUGAAUCUUCCACCAAAAGAAGGUACUUAUAGCAACUGCUCUCUCUUAAUUGAUGACAAGAAUGUGGUACCAUGCAGAAUCACCAUCGAUACGACAGAAAUUCAUUUGGAUUAUGACCUAGCUGCUAGUACGCAUUUUACAUCUCCAGAUUUGGAGUUAUUGGGUAUCGACUUUGGUGAGUCGAUGGUUUGAUGUUGCCUAGAAUUUUCAUAUUGUGAUACUUAUUUUUUCAAUGGUAUGAUUCCCUGGCGACACGUUUACCCUUAUUUUUUACUAGUAGGACACACAGAAUUCCAUUCUUGAUUAAUUCUACGAUAGAUAGCACACUUUCUUCUUCCAAAGUGAAGACGAUGAAUCUUGGUCACAAGUUUAUUAAAUGCUGUGCAUUUAUUUAAUAGUGUCGAUUGAUUUUACAAGGA